UGAAUAUGUGGAACUCACAUUGUGUGUUAUCAGUUAUAAUGCUGCUGCUUUAUAUGCGACCCAAUUGGGCAGCUGAUGUUGUGCCAUGUCAACACUCAAGCGAAUCAUCCGAGGAGUGCAGGACGUAUUGCUAUAAAGUCGUGAAGCCUUUAUUGCAGUAUUUUCAUAUAUCCUCCGCUAACCAGGAGCGAUUCCAUAAACAGGAAAUUGCGUACAAGGAGCAACAAACUAAGCUUGCAGAACAACAAGAAGCUCUGAAGAAAAGCGACAAACUCAAGGAUUCUUUAAUUAGUGAAAAGGAUAAACGCAUCGAUGACUUGGGUAAACGCAUUAUAGACUUGGAUAAGAAACUAGGAGCUGGCGUUGAGGCACAAAAGGAAACUUUGAAGAAAAAUGAGCAGCUUCAAGCGAAAGUCAAUGAACUACAAACUCAACUUAAAGUACAGCAAGAAGCUCUGAAGAAAAGCGAGGAACAAGAGAAUUCUUUAUUAAGUGAAAAGGAUAAGCGCAUUGUAGAUUUGGAUAAACGCAUUGCUAACUUAAAAGAGCAAAUGAACGACAUGAAUAAAAAUAAACAAUUCGAAGAUAAACUGAUAAAAUUUGUAGAUCGAGCUGAAUGGACUAGCUUAAUGCCUUAUGGCAAUGAUUUUCAAACGAUAACUCUACCUGGUGCGAAGGCCUUCCAGGUGCCCUUUGUCUCAAAUUUGCCGGGAUGGGUUGUAAUUCAACGCAGGAUGGAUGGCUCCGUGAACUUCAAUCGAACAUGGGAGGAGUACAAAAAUGGAUUUGGUAACCAACGAGGUGAAUUCUGGCUCGGGCUAGAGAAACUUCAUCUGAUGACGAGGUAUUGGCCACACGAGCUCUACAUACAGCUGGAGGAUUUCAACAACGACAAACGAUAUGCCCGCUACAGCAAUUUCAGAAUUGGGAGUGAAGCGGAAUCUUACGCACUAAUAAGUGUGGGAGAAUUUGCUGGAAAUGCUGGAAACGCACUACAAAAUAAUAAAGUCGAGUGGCGCCAUAUUUAUAUGAGAUUUUCAACACCGGACCGUGAUAAUGAUAAUUUUGCUUAUUUUAAUUGUGCUGCUGAUUACGCGAGUGGUUGGUGGUUUAAUAAAUGUUUUAGGUUUAACCCUAAUGGACUUUAUGUGCGCACUAACACUGAUCAACAACAUGAUCAGGCAAUCAGAUGGCUGGAGUGGCAAGAUAGACCACUGAAAUUCGUGCAGAUGAUGAUAAGACCCACCAACAGUUAAAUAAAAAUAUUUCUAAAUAAAUGUCAAGUAUACU
Drosophila busckii is the source of this 1290-nucleotide messenger RNA. Its product is annotated as fibrinogen-like protein 1. The record is from RefSeq and is a predicted model, not a curated record. NCBI's taxonomy places the organism in Eukaryota, Metazoa, Arthropoda, Insecta, Diptera, Drosophilidae. The transcript has 3 exons. The coding region runs from base 6 to 1256 and encodes 416 amino acids.